GCAAGCUCCCAGUUCAUGCUGGCCUCCCUGCUGAGCUGCUCCCAUGGCUGACUCACCUCUUAACCACUCCUGGCCAUCCUUUUCCAAACUCUGGAUGAAGAGAUGGUCCUUCAAGAGAGCAUCCGAGUGUAAGCCAUGUAGUCAGUCCUGCGGGAAUCCCGGCAACCAACUGAGCCUCCAUCCUCAUCCUUCCAAUAGGAAAGGACUGUUCUCGUCACCAACCCCAGCCUCCAUCACAGAGGAUGUGUUCUUUGGUAGCAGCAGUGAUGACCAGGAUGCCUGUUCAGUAGUCAGUGACUACGACUGUCCCUUUGUGGAGGAGAACAGCAGCGUGGAGGACCUUCAGGGCCUCUGCUCCUCUUUCCGAGACUCCGAGUUCUUCAAAGACCUGGAGGGAGCAGCACUGAUCCCUCAGACUCCUGCAUCAACAAAAAUCCUUGAGUGCAAAACGCCACAAAGCGCUGCUUCACAGCUGCCUCUAAACGUACACGGUCCAACCAGUAACCAGCACUCACACACACCUCACACGAUACACUUGCCACAGGCCAAUGCCCCGUCAUUUCCUUCCUACGGACAACCUCCAGAGGAACUUCCUCAUGAGUUUGUUGGAGCUCAGCUGCUCUCUGAAUGUGUUAUUGACAGCAGUGACUCCACUGGCCUUACGGGAGAUCUAAGGUCCACAAUUACUUUAAAUGGCCUACUGGGAUCAAUGGAAACAGUAAAACCAAAAACAGGACUAGAAGGAGUAAAAGAUCAAGCGAUGAUGGAUUUUGAUGGCAAGCCAGACCUGGACAGCUUUCCCAUUCUGGUCCGAUCCAUGUCAACGUCCAGGAGGCACAGCUGGGGAGUCCCUCUGUCCCCGCUGAACUCUGGCAGGAGGCUGAGUCUGGACACCGCGGCCAUAGACAACAAUGGAGAGAGGGACAAUGAUGAGGAGCAACUGAACAGUCUCUUCCAGUCCACCCAGUGUCCUGGAGAUGAGCCGGACGCUUCCAGCUCUAAGGCCACCGGCGGGCCUGGCAGGCAGCUGUACUCCCGCUCACAGAUCCUCGCCACAGACGAAUGUUCCCGUGCGGCACACAUUUCUCGUGUUUUGCAGACAUCCAAACAGGCCGCCAGGGCGGCAGGAGUGGCUGAGGAAUUUGACCCUGAAGAAAGCCUACACUCCACUGAAGGACAAAGCCACAUGCUGAUGGUACAGAAAGUUCUGCAGGAGCUAAAGCUGUACCACGGAACAAAGCAGAAACGCAACAGUUCAGACGCCAACAAUUCAGAAAGUGUCACUUGGUACGAGUUCCUAUCUAAGGAGAAUGAGGAGGAGGAGGAACGUUCAGAGAAGAUUGAGAGAGGCACCAAGGUGAAAAGGACCUUCAGUUCUCUGAAGAACAGGGUGUCCCACUCCUUCUAUAAAGACAGGAGUAAGAACCAAGAGAAAGUGUACAGCAACAUGCACCAAUUGGUGCCAGGCUCCUUCACCAGCUCCACCACCUGCUCACUGUGCAGCAAGACCCUGCAGAACAAGCAUGACCUGCAGUGCAACAAUUGUGCAGUGAAUGUUCACAAGAACUGCAAGUAUCUGCUGGGUGAGUGCACCAGCAGGAAGAGUAAGAGAGAUUCUCUUACAAGGGGUGCGACAUCGGGAUCUCCUAACCUUGCGCUGAAAGACCGGGACAGAGAGAAGGAUCAGGCUGGCACAGCGGCCCUGAAUGGCCACAGAGGUUUUCUCACUCUUCCAGGCAUGACCGUUAGCUCAAGUGGACCUAGCACUCAGCAACCUACCGCCCCUAACUCUAGUGCCACAUCAGUUUCUGCUCACAGCGCUGGUCUCCGUCACAACAGCAGCUCAGGAUCCCUCCCUGGGGAGAUGGAUGAGACCGAUGCUCUCCGCUCCAAGCGCUGCAACGAAGACGCCAUUUCCCUUGCUCCUUCCAUAGCAGAGUCGAUCAUCGUUGAGGAUGCUCACUAUGCAGCAGUGCGGGCUGACCUUGAGUCAGACGCUCAGGACUUGGAGGCAGACUCGUGGAGUUUGGCAGUGGACUCCCAGUAUCUGAAGAAGCACUCUAAAGAAACCGUGAAGAGGCAGGAUGUGAUAUAUGAGCUGAUGCAGACAGAGAUGCACCACGUGCGAACGCUGAAGAUAAUGCUGCGGGUGUACGUCCGAGAGCUAAAGGAGAGCCUGCAGAUGGACUCGAGCCGAAUCGACUGUCUAUUCCCUCGUUUGGAAAACCUCCUGGACCUUCACACACACUUCCUGUCACGUCUCAAAGAGCGGCGGAGAGAAAAUCUCGACUCGCCAAGCGACAAGAACUACACUAUCCCCAGAGUGGCAGACAUCCUAAUCACACAGUUUUCAGGCGAAAUAGGAGAAAGGAUGAAGGACUCUUAUGGAGAUUUCUGCAGUCACCACACUGAAGCGGUCAGCUACUACAAAGAUCAGCUGCAAAACAACCGGAGGUUUCAGAACCUCAUAAGGAAAAUCAACAACCUGUCUAUUGUGCGAAGGUUGGGAGUGACGGAGUGUAUUUUGUUGGUGACUCAGCGAAUUACAAAGUACCCCGUUCUGGUGGAGCGCAUUCUGCACAACACAGAAGUGGGAACAGAGGAGCAUGAUGAACUGACUCGAGCUCUGGGUCUGAUCAAAGAUACCAUCGUACAAGUGGACACGCUGGUUAAUCUCUACGAGAAGAACUCUCGACUUCGAGACAUACACAACAAGAUGGAGCCAAAGGCGCUGGGGAAAUUCAAAGAUGGCCGAGUGUUUCGCAGGGAGGACCUGGCACAGGGACGGAGGUGUCUCCUUCAUGAGGGCACGGUCAGCUGGAAGGCUGCUUCUGGAAGACUCAAAGAUAUUCUUGCAGUUCUGCUGUCAGAUGUGUUGCUCUUAAUACAAGAGAAGGAUCAGAGACAUGUAUUUGCUACAGUUGAUAACAAACCGUCGGUGAUCUCGCUCCAAAAACUGAUUGUCAGGGAGGUGGCUCACGAAGAGAAGGCCAUGUUCCUUAUCUGCGCCUCCUCCAACGAGCCAGAGAUGUAUGAGAUCCACACCACUUCCAAGGAGGAGCGAAACACUUGGAUGGCGCAAAUACGACAAGCUGUUGAGAGUUGUCCUCACUCAGAAGAGAGGCUGUUCAGCGAAGAAGAGGAGGCACGAGCGUCCAGGCUUAAAGAAUUUCAAGAGCGGCUGAGUCAGAAAGAUGCAGUGAUCUUACAGGCCCUUACUGAGAAACUGCAGCUGUUUGCGGAGAUGGCAGAGUCUACUGUAGCUCUGGAGAAUUUAGCCUCCAGUUCCCGGCUGCUGCUUCGAGGAGAUGCUUCAGACCUCCAGCAGGGGGAGAUCUUGCUCAAAGGAGCCAUUACUGAAGUGGAGAACCUGCAGAACUUACUGCAGUCUGGAGUGAGAGAGGAGACGCAGUCCUCUCACACAGAGGAAGGUGGAGGUUCUGGGGUUCUGCCCAGGCGAGCAGGCACCUUUGGGGGCUAUGACAGUAACCCCUCCAUCCUCAGUAAGAAUGGCAGCAUGAAUAAGAGCUUUUCUGGCGAGUCCAGAAGCAGAGACCGAAGCCAAAGAGCCAGCUCUGACCCUCAGCUGAAAGACCUCUAUAGCAGCCACACUCUGGAACAGACGGUUGAUGAGACCUGCAGCUCUCCUGUUAAAUGGAACCGGAUCUGGUCCAACUCAUUUCCUGAGGCAGAGUUCUUUGACAGAGUGUUGAUGCUCUCCCAGCGGCUUUAUAGUCUGGAGGCCAUCGUAUCACAGCAGGACAGUCAGAUUGAGCUGCAGCGGGCCUCCCUGACAGAGCGGGUAUCCUUGCCGGGCCGUCACAGAGGAAACGUUCUUCUGGAGCAGGAGAAACAGCGGACUCUGGCUCUGCAGAGAGAGGAGCUGGCCACUUUGCACAAACUGCAAUCUCAGCACAGGCAUGAGCAGCAGCGCUGGGAGAAGGAGAGGGAGAGGCAUCGGCAACAAGUUGAAGCCACUGAGGCCAAACUACAACAAAGGGAGGAGGAGUGCAGGAAGCUUGAGGAGCAGCUGGCGAAGGAAAAGGAAGAGCUGGACAGGCAGAGAGAGACGUAUCAGCAGGACUUGGAGAGACUGAGAGAGUCCACCAGAGCAGUGGAAAAAGAAAAGGAACGCCUGGAAAACCUAAAGAAGAUCAAACGAAAGACCAUUGAGGUGGCCCCACUCUCUGGCAGUCUGAACGGGGAGCUCCUGUCCAGCUCCUCCGCUGUGUCUGACCUGCCUCUUUCCCAUAAGCCCAUAGUGCGUGGCAGCCUGUCCGUCGCUCCCGCCGACUACCCCGAACGCCCUGAAGUGACUCUGAGGCGAGAGGCAGGCUCCUCCACACUGCCUCUGAAGACAGAAGUGCCUCUCCAUCUUUUCAGCACCACCAACCAGCAGCACAAACCUGUUGGGGUGCAGCAGCAGAUCCCAACCAAACUGGCAGCAAUCAACAGUGGCAAAGGAAAAGGGGGGAAGAGCGGAAAGGCCUCACACCGCACUGACAGCACAGCCUCUGUUGAUAUGAAGCAGAUGCUUCCUUUGAAACUGUCCUCCAGAGAGGACAACGUCCUGAAAGCCAAGCGCUCCAUCAGCCCCCACCAGCAGACGCCCUCGGCGGCCUCUCCUCAGUCCCACUCCCUGCACCAACACUCAGAUCAACUGAGUCCUCCAGACAGCCUCGGACUAGACGCUCCCCAUCCUCCAAAUGUGCAGAAGCCCCCCAUGCCGAUCCACCCCCCUCCCUCCAUGCCUCCCCAGUGUCAGGGCUCUGAUCCCAUCCAGCUGCAGCCGACGAGCCAUGGCCCAAACACACAGGUUCACGGGCUGAGCCACAGCAAACCACCUCCUUACUCCAUCGCCACAGACGACCUCAAUAAGGAGGACGUCAUAUUUUUUUAAUGAAGAAGCAGAAGCAGCACUGAUUUUAAAACAAAACAAGCACAGGACAUCCACUAAUCCCAAGUGAACCACAAGGCCUGAUCAGUGACGGCACGGUUAAUUUGUCCACACAGAGCAGCGGCUCAAUGAAAGGCUCAACAUUUCCGUUUGGACACAUUGACUUCGUAUUUCUAUCUAAACUGCCUUUAUUUAAAAUUUAGGUAGUUUUUUUAAUCAAAGCUUAAUUAUGGGGUGGAAAUCUGGAGUAAAACAAAGGUGUCUUGUUGUGUUUUUGUUUGUUUUUAACCCAAAGACAACAAAAGAACUGAAGAGGAUGUUUCUAAAAGAAGACUCCUUUUAUCUUUUAAUGAAGAAGGUGAGUUCAGCGAUGGAUAGUUGCUCUUCGCAGUUUGCUUCUGCAGGACCGGAGACUUUUAUCCAAGCCUGUUUGAACUUUCGUUUGCACAAAUGUAAAAAUACUCCAUUCCAAGCUAAUGAAGGUACUUUAACGUGGAAAAUAUGUAAAAUGCGAUUGUACGGCUGUCCAUACUGCGAAGCUUCAUUUGAUUUUGAUUUUUGUUUGUUGGUCUUAAUCAUAAUUAUUUGGUAAGAACUGAUUGUAGUUUCCACUUUUGUUGAAUUGUUAGACUGUUCUACUUUAUUUCAAUUAAAUGAAUAUAUUGGCCUUUUAAUGUUUAACUGUUGCCCUAAAAAGAAAACGUAAAACAGAAAUUACAGUUGCAGGAGGAGUGUUUUAUUUUUUUUGGCACAUGACGAAAAUCAACUAAUUUAGGGGGCUUUUAUAUUAAUGUUUUCUUUUUUUUUUUAUGUUUAGGCACAAAGAAAACAAUAAAUUGGUUUGAGUUUGUCUGAACUGGGGAAGCAUUUCCCAAAAUCCUUGCUUUAAGUAUCUCAUCAUCAUGGACACCAGGACAGUUGUUUGUUUAAAUGAUGCACUAGUUAACCCACAUUUAAGGUGGCUGAUGGUGCAGCAGGAAACACGUGGGAGACGACACUUUCUAUCCUCUUGGCUGUUGGAGCAUUAAUAUUCCAGCUGGUGCUUGUGUCCUCCAGCCGAACUGACAACUGUCCCUGAUGGACAGUUUGUGUUUUUAUAAAAUCUUUUGUCACUGGAAUAGGUUUCUGUGAUCUGACGUAUGCAGGCUAACCAAUCGGCUGACUGAUGGUACAUUUCUACUACGUAAAGUUGUCACUUUAACUGAGGUUCGAAGGUUUGGACGACAGUUUGAUUUGUUGAUUGAUGACAUUUUAUCAGCUGGAUUUUUAAAGUUCAAAAAGGGUCCUGUGUCAUUUUCAAGUUUAUGAUUUAGAUUUGUCAGAUUUUUGUUUCCCUGCAUAAAGAUGUUGACACGUAAGCAUUUAGUUUUGUCUACAUGGAGGUUUUUGUUCAUUUCAUGUUGUGUAUUAUGUUAGUUUGGCUUCCUUCUGCGGUCUUUUAACAAACUUGUGAAGAUGUGAAAAUCAAGCAGAUGUCCGUUUGGAUAUUUGUGUAUGUUAACCACACACAAUCUGGUGUGUGUGUGUGUGUGUGUAAGCCUCCUGGCAGGUAAUGAAACCAUAAUCAUUUGUUGCUGAUGAACUGAAACUGAAUGUGGAUAUUUAGAAUCUAACGUGUGUUUAAGUUGUUGCACUGAAGUUGGGCGCGCUGUCUUGGCUCCUUGGAAAAAUCUGUAAAUGAUGUUUCACCAUGAUUAUGCAGCAGUUAAAACAUAAUUAUCUGCUUUUUGUCCUCUGGUUUGAACCAAAGACACAUGGAGCUUUGCAUGGAGGACGAAGGAUAUUGUGCUGGUUGUGUGGUUAAACACGAGGCCUUUUAUCUGCAGGGAGGGUCAACAACAAUCCUUUUUGGGGGAAAUGUUUUUCUCCUCUGUCACAAACGUCUCAAAUGCAGGGCAGACAUGACUAGGUUGUAAACAUUCAGCAGUAAAAUAAGUUUAAUCAAACGUGUGUAACUGCAGGAGACCACCAUUAUGAACUCUAGUGCGUGCACGCGUGUCUUCAUGAAUGGAAUCAAUAUUCCAGAACCUGUAAAGAGCGAGCACACAACAAGAGAUGACAGCUGUCGAGCAUCUCACGAUGGAAACGCUGAACGUUGAGAUGUGACUCUCAAACCUCAUUGCCCCGGGGUCAAAUGCCUGCAUGGGUACAUUUUCUUGCUUUGAAGUUUUCCACCCUGAAGGAGAGGGGGAUUGUGUGACAGGAAAACUUGUGCAAGAGCACUUUAGUUCUGCUCCAGACUUUUCUCAAACCUCAGCAGGUGGAGGCUUUCAACGGCGCUCUAAUGAAGUCUUAAAUGUUGCAUUGCUGCACUGAAAAGCUUAAUGUGUUAAGCCGUUGUAUAAUUCAGAAGGCUGUCAGUCUCAUCUGUCUGCACGCGUGUGUGUGCGCGUGCAUGUGUGUGUGUGUACACGUGUGUUUUCUGUUUCCUCUCCUCACACACUUGCUGGACCUGUAAAAUGUAAAUAAUCACAAAUGUUUCCUCUGCCAAUUUUACACUAGUCACUUUGGAAAGUAGCUACUUGAAGGGGAAAGUGAAUGAUUUGAAUGCUUGUCUGUAAACUUCAGUGUGACAUCUGUAGCAAAACAGCAAAACUGAUCAUUUUUGUACUGUUUUUGUUUUAUUCACAAUACAACAGUAGAGACCUGUGAGCACAAACGGCUGCCUUAGACAAAUGUAGUAAUAAUAAAAAAGCUGUAAAUUA
Molecule: messenger RNA, 7602 nt
Organism: Nothobranchius furzeri (turquoise killifish)
Lineage: Eukaryota; Metazoa; Chordata; Actinopteri; Cyprinodontiformes; Nothobranchiidae
Gene: arhgef18b
Product: rho/rac guanine nucleotide exchange factor (GEF) 18b
Biological process (GO): small GTPase-mediated signal transduction; regulation of Rho protein signal transduction
Cellular component (GO): plasma membrane
Molecular function (GO): guanyl-nucleotide exchange factor activity
Source: RefSeq, a predicted model, not a curated record